AUGGCUGCUCACAGCAUCCGGGUCCCCGCCAUGUGGUCCCCAGGCCGGGUAGCCACACGUCCAGAGCUGCAGACCCCGAGAGCCAGCAGGGGCGACUCCCUGCAGUCGCCUUGGGAGACUGAGCGUCCGGCCAAGAAACUCCGGAGCGGCCCGGACGAGGCGGAGGAGGAGGAGGAGCAGCGCUGGAAGCCGCCCAAGCGGAAGGUCGUGCUGCUAGUGGCCUACUCCGGGAAGGGCUACCACGGCAUGCAGAGGAAUGCCGGGUCCUCGCAGUUCAGGACCAUCGAAGAUGACUUGGUGUCUGCCCUCGUGCGGUCAGGCUGCAUCCCUGAGAACCACGGUGAGGACAUGAGGAAGAUGUCCUUCCAGCGGUGUGCCCGCACUGACAAGGGCGUGUCUGCAGCUGGCCAGGUGGUGUCCCUGAAGGUGUGGCUGAUUGACGACAUCUUAGAGAAGAUCAACAACCACCUUCCAUCUCACAUCCGGAUUCUGGGCCUGAAGCGGGUCACGGGCGGGUUCAACUCCAAGAACAGGUGUGAUGCCCGGACCUACUGCUACAUGCUGCCCACCUUCGCCUUUGCCCACAAGGAUCGCGACGCCCAGGAUGAGAGCUACCGCCUAAGCGCCGAGACAUUGCAGCGUGUCAACAGGCUGCUUGCCUGCUACAAGGGCACCCACAACUUCCACAACUUCACCUCGCAGAAGGGGCCGCGGGAACCCAGUGCGCGGCGCUAUGUCCUGGAGAUGUUCUGCGAGGAGCCCUUCGAGCGUGAUGGCCUGGAGUUCGCCGUGAUCAAGGUGAAGGGCCAGAGCUUCAUGACGCACCAGAUUCGCAAGAUGGUGGGCCUGGCGGUGGCCAUCAUCAAGGGGUACGCGCCCGAGAGCGUGCUGGAGCGUAGCUGGGGCGAGGGCAAGGUGGACGUGCCCAAGGCACCAGGGCUGGGCCUGGUCCUGGAGCGUGUGCACUUUGAGAAGUACAACCAGCGCUUCGGUGGGGACGGGCUGCAUGAGCCGCUGGACUGGGCACAGGAGGAAGCCAAGGUGGCAGCCUUCAAGGAGGAGCAUAUCUACCCCACCAUCGUCAGCACCGAGUGCCGCGAGCGCUCUAUGGCCCAGUGGCUGAGCACUCUGCCCGUCCAUGACUUCAGCGCCACUGCCCUCGCGGCAGCCGGCACAGGCGCCAAGGUGCCCAGUCCCCAGGAAGGCAGCGAAGGGGACGGAGACACUGACUGAGGCGUGUUCAGCCAGCAUGGGCCCCAGGUGCCUCCACGGCUGGGGCCGCAAGAAGCUGGUGUCGCUGUAGCUGCGGGUUUCGCCCGAGCCGCGAGAGCCAAGACGACUCGCCAUCCACAGGCAGCUGGCUGGUCCCCUCAGGAUCCUGCCCAGCAUCCCGCAACUUCACCCGGGCCGCCCACACGUGCUCACGGUGACAGAGGCGCGCCUCGCGCGGAGAGGCACUAUUUUUCUAAAGAAGUGAAUUUCUUAUUAAAGAAGUAUAGAUUUUGCUUAGUA
This is a messenger RNA of Carlito syrichta (Philippine tarsier), 1512 nucleotides long. RefSeq names its product pseudouridylate synthase 1 (gene PUS1). The record is from RefSeq and is a predicted model, not a curated record. Gene Ontology annotation, cellular component: nucleus. Gene Ontology annotation, biological process: mRNA pseudouridine synthesis; tRNA pseudouridine synthesis. The coding region runs from base 1 to 1233 and encodes 410 amino acids. The transcript has 6 exons. Lineage: Eukaryota; Metazoa; Chordata; Mammalia; Primates; Tarsiidae. Gene Ontology annotation, molecular function: RNA binding; pseudouridine synthase activity.